Messenger RNA from Endocarpon pusillum Z07020, 4611 nucleotides. RefSeq lists its product as uncharacterized. Gene Ontology annotation, cellular component: plasma membrane. The record is from RefSeq and is a predicted model, not a curated record. Gene Ontology annotation, biological process: phospholipid translocation. Gene Ontology annotation, molecular function: ATP hydrolysis activity; ATPase-coupled intramembrane lipid carrier activity; magnesium ion binding. Bases 1 to 4611 code for a protein of 1536 amino acids. NCBI's taxonomy places the organism in Eukaryota, Fungi, Ascomycota, Eurotiomycetes, Verrucariales, Verrucariaceae. The transcript has 4 exons.
AUGGUGCGCAUACAGUUCGAUGGGGAAGGAGAGACUAGUGGCAAGAGUAAUGUCUCUAAACCAGUGAAAAGAAUGCGAUGGGCUUCACAACAUAUCACGGGCCAGAGCGCACUGAGGAAGCGCAUGUCGGUCAUCAAACGACUUCAGAAACGAUCUGCGUCUGCGGAAGAAAGAGAACAUAAUGAAGAGUCAUCGCCAAGUGCAUCCGAUCCAGAAGUCGGUGCUGAGUCCAAAUCGCAACCACGGAUCGUCUACAUUAACUUACCUCCCCCGGAAGAUGCCAGAGAUGAGAACGGGCAUGUGAAAAACCACUUUGGGCGUAACAAGAUCCGCACUUCGAAGUAUACUCCAUUGAGUUUUAUCCCAAAGAAUCUGUGGUUUCAAUUUCACAAUAUUGCAAAUGUUUACUUCCUGUUCAUCAUCAUACUGGGCAUCUUUUCAAUUUUCGGCGCUUCCAAUCCGGGUCUUGCCGCAGUGCCUCUGAUUUUUAUCCUGUUCGUUACAGGAAUUAAAGAUGCUGUGGAGGAUUGGCGGAGGACGGUCUUGGACGAUGAACUUAAUAAUUCCCCAAUACACCGUCUGGUUGACUGGGAGAACGUCAAUUCUUCCGAAGAUAACGUUAGUGCGUGGCGACGGGUUAAGAAAUCUUCCACGAAACUUAUCACCUUUUGCUACAGAACGAUGAAGAACUUACACAAGCGCAAAUUCAAGAAGGAGCGUGGACCAGACAUGUCAGAACUUGAUGGCCAUCGCUUGUCGACUAAUACAAGGCCGUCUAUAAGGACCUCAAUAUAUUCAGAUAGAACGUCGUUCCAUUCCACUCGAUCGCACCAACACUGCAGCGACAUUCCUCUGACACCAGUGUCUUCCCCAGGUGCGGCCUCUGCUGUUCAUUCUCAGAUGCACUUGUCCCCUGGCUUUCGACCUGGCACAGCAUUUUCUUUUGAGAACCAUGGCGAACAUGGCAUUCUGGAUGCUGAUCCUCAGGCGGCUAACGCUCCCUCAAAUUUACGUACGCACGAACCAACCCCUGUAAAGCGUCGAUCCGAUUUUGGACCAGUAAAAGACUAUGGAAGCAUUUUGAACACUUCCAAGGCUACACCAGAGAAGGCUCGUUUCAAACGAGACUAUUGGAAGAAUGUUCAGGUUGGAGACUUCGUACGCAUCUACAACGAAGAACAAAUCCCUGCCGAUGUGGUGAUACUUUCCACCUCAGACCCCGACGGUGCCUGUUACGUCGAGACGAAAAACCUCGACGGUGAGACGAACUUGAAGGUUCGUCAAGCUUUGCGUGCCGGUAGAAAGGUUAAACACGCUCGCGAUUGUGAGAAAGCAGAAUUUGUCAUUGACAGUGAAGGCCCGCACCCAAACCUCUACCAGUACAGCGGGGUUGUGAGGUGGAAGCAGAGCAUCUCGAACACGGGUGAUGCAAAUAUGACAGAGAUGGCCGAGCCAAUCGGAAUUGGCAAUCUGCUUUUGCGAGGGUGCAGCCUGAAAAACACAGAAUGGGUCCUCGGCGUGGUCGUUUUCACAGGUCGUGAGACCAAGAUCAUGCUCAACUCGGGUAUCGCACCCAGUAAACGAGCUCGGAUAGCCAAGGACCUCAAUUGGAAUGUCGUCUACAAUUUCAUCAUUCUCUUCUUCAUGUGCCUCGUAUGCGGCAUCGUUCAAGGUGUUACUUGGGCACAAGGUAAUAAGUCGCUUAAUUUCUUCGAAUUUGGCUCCAUCGGUGGGAACCCGCCCCUUGACGGGCUAAUUACCUUCUGGUCUGCUGUCAUCCUUUUUCAGAACUUGGUUCCCAUUUCACUAUACAUUUCGCUUGAAAUUAUUCGGUCGUGGCAAGCUUUCUUCAUCUACAGCGAUACUUUCAUGUACUAUGAAAAACUCGACUAUCCAUGCACGCCAAAAUCGUGGAACAUAUCUGAUGAUCUAGGUCAGAUCGAGUACAUUUUCUCCGAUAAGACUGGAACCUUGACGCAAAAUGUGAUGGAGUUCAAGAAAUGUACCAUCAAUGGUGUUGCCUACGGAGAAGCAUACACAGAAGCACAGGCAGGGAUCCAAAAGCGACAGGGUAUCAAUGUUGAUGAGCAUAGUGCCAGGAUUCACCAAGAAAUUGCAAGGGAUCGGGUGCGAAUGCUGGCUGAUCUUCGCAAGAUCCACCACAACCCUUAUCUACGCGACGAGGAUCUCACAUUUGUAGCUCCUCUCUUUGUGGCAGACUUGAUCGGUCAACACGGCGAAGAACAGAAGCGAGCGAACGAGCAUUUCAUGAUUGCGCUUGCGCUUUGCCACACUGUUAUUACUGAAAGGACGGCAGGUGACCCACCCAAGGUAGAAUUCAAGGCUCAGUCUCCAGACGAAGCAGCGCUGGUUGCGACUGCUCGAGACUGUGGCUUCACAGUCUUGGGUCGUUCUGACGACGAUAUACAUCUCAACAUCAUGGGUGAGGACCGCACCUACAGGGUCCUCAACACGCUAGAAUUUAACUCAACCCGAAAACGCAUGAGUGCCAUAGUAAGAAUGCCGGAUGGUCGGAUCAAGCUGUUUUGCAAAGGGGCAGACAGCAUGAUCUACUCAAGAUUGGUAAAAGGCUUGCAGCAACCACUGCGUAAAGCUACAGCGGAGCAUCUGGAAACAUUCGCCCGAGAGGGUUUACGCACACUUUGUAUUGCCGAGCGAGAUCUCACUGAUGACGAGUACUACGCUUGGAGUCGGGACCACGAUAUUGCCGCGUAUGCAAUUGAGGACCGUGACGGUAAGCUUGAAGAAGUGUCAGAUCGCAUCGAGCGAGAUUUGAUGCUUCUAGGUGGUACUGCUAUCGAGGACAGACUGCAAGAUGGCGUCCCAGACACGAUAGCUCUACUAGGAGAUGCGGGAAUCAAGCUUUGGGUCCUGACUGGUGACAAGGUCGAGACCGCCAUUAAUAUCGGCUUCUCCUGCAAUCUCCUCUCCAAUGAGAUGGAUCUUAUUGUCUUCAAUGUUGAGGAGGGCCAUCAGGAUAUCGCUUCAGAUUUGUUGGACCGACACUUGCAAGAUUUUGGUCUAACAGGCUCAGACGAGGAGCUUGCUGCUGCACGGCUUAAUCACGAGCCGCCUCCUCCAACGCACGCAAUCGUCAUUGACGGCGAAUCAUUAAAGCUGGUUCUUCACGACGACCUUCGACAACGAUUUUUACUGCUUUGCAAGCAGUGCAAAUCCGUUCUGUGCUGCAGAGUCAGCCCUUAUCAAAAGGCCGCCGUCGUACAACUCGUCAAAAAUGGACUUGAUGUCAUGGCUUUGUCUGUUGGUGACGGGGCAAAUGACGUGGCGAUGAUACAGGAAGCAGAUGUUGGGGUGGGUAUCGCUGGUGAAGAAGGCCGACAAGCUGUGAUGUCCUCAGACUACGCCAUUGGCCAAUUUAGAUUCCUGCAAAGGUUGGUACUGGUGCAUGGACGAUGGUCCUAUAGAAGGCUUGCCGAGACUGUCGCCAAUUUCUUCUACAAGAACAUUGUAUGGACCCUCGCCCUGUUCUGGUACCAAAUCUACACCAAUUUCGACAUCACAUAUUUCUUCGAGUACACCUAUGUCCUCCUAGCCAAUGUUGUAUUCACCUCACUCCCCGUUAUUUUGAUGGGUAUACUGGACCAAGAUGUGAGCGACAAGGUGUCACUCGCUGUUCCGCAGUUGUACAGACGGGGCAUGGAGCGCAAGGAAUGGACCCAAACCAAAUUCUGGGUCUAUAUGAUUGACGGUGUGUAUCAGUCCGUCAUUUGCUUUUUCAUGGGAUACCUUCUUUUCGCCCCAGCCGUUUUUGUGACAGAAAGUGGUCGUGUUGUUGACGAUACCUCUCGCAUGGGCGUCUACGUUGCCUGUGCCACGAUUGCAGUCGUCAACAUUUACGUCCUUCUCAACACUUACCGCUGGGAUUGGUUAACGCUGUUGAUCGUGGCACUUAGUACUCUCCUGAUUUGGUUCUGGACCGGCGUCUUUUCCUCAUUCCCAGAUUCUUUCAGGUUCUACGAGGCGGCAAGGGAUGUGUACGGCACGUUGACGUUCUGGACGCUAACACUCCUCAUCAUCAUCAUCUGUCUUCUGCCUCGCUUCUCUGCAAAAUUUAUACAGAAGAACUUCUUCCCUCGCGACAUUGACAUCAUACGCGAGCAAAUAAGGCUCGGCACUUUCAAUUACCUGGAUGAGCCUAAACCUGCUGCAGGCAAAUCUGGGGACACUUCCACAACGUCAUCAGAGCUGGCUAAGCCGUCCAAAGUGAACGGAAAGGGUCCUGUAAGCAUCACCGACUCGGAGCGGCCUUUAUACCCACCCUCUGAAACUACAGCAAAGACACGCAAUCCGAGAAGCCAAAAUAGUAGCGACGGCACGGACAGGACGAAAACUUCUCUUGAUUUGGCCCCGCCAACACGUGAUCUCCCGUCGUCAAAGCCGGUACGCUCCUCUUACGAACGAGCGCGGCAAUCAAUGGACCGGCUGAGACCCAGUUUCGAAGGUAGCCGAGAUUUCACCUCAGCCGCGCUCCUCACCCGCGUUGAGUCCAGCCAUUCUCAGCCGCACAGUCCCUAUCCUAUUACACCUUCAACCAGUCGAAUACGAGACAUCACUUCAGAGCUUCAAUGA